ACUAACAACCAUUCUAUUCUAUCUGCUAUUAUUUCAUAAUUUCAAAGCCAUCCAAUUCAAAAACAAUGGAGAAUAAGAAUUGGCAGCAGUACCAACGCGUGUUCGACUGUUUUGACGAGAACAAGGACGGGAAACUAUCGCCGGCGGAGCUGCAACGGUGCAUGGCUUCCAUCGGCGACGACUUGUCCUUAGAAGAGGCCCAAGAAGCCAUCUUGAGGAUGGGUUCUGGGCCAGAUGGGUUGCUGGGGUUUGAGGAGUUCGUGAGAUUGUUAGAGGAUGGAAGCGAUGAAGACAAAGCUAGGGAUUUGAAAGAGGCGUUUUCGAUGUACGAGAUGGAUGGGUGUGGGUGCAUUACGCCUAAGAGCUUGAAGAGAAUGCUGAGCAGAUUGGGGGAGUCUAGAACCAUUGAUGACUGCAAAAACAUGAUAGCUCACUAUGAUCUCAAUGGGGAUGGUCUCCUCAAUUUUGACGAAUUUAAAGUUAUGAUGUCUUGUUAAUUAGUUAAUUGAAUUGCCCACUCUCCUUCCAUUCAUAGCUUAGUAUUAUUUGCACUACUACUGCUUCAGUCUUUCAAUUCUUCUUCUGUUUAUAUGUAGUUAUCAGAUUCCAUUCUUUUUGUACAGCAAACACUAUUUACCUCUACUUAUUCUCUAUUCAUCUCGUUUAUCUUAGAAAAAUAUUAUUACUUGGACUUCGAA
Ipomoea triloba (trilobed morning glory) is the source of this 698-nucleotide messenger RNA. Its product is annotated as putative calcium-binding protein CML19. NCBI's taxonomy places the organism in Eukaryota, Viridiplantae, Streptophyta, Magnoliopsida, Solanales, Convolvulaceae. The record is from RefSeq and is a predicted model, not a curated record. The transcript has a single exon. Bases 66 to 497 code for a protein of 143 amino acids. Gene Ontology annotation, molecular function: calcium ion binding.